Molecule: messenger RNA, 213 nt
Organism: Zygosaccharomyces rouxii
Lineage: Eukaryota; Fungi; Ascomycota; Saccharomycetes; Saccharomycetales; Saccharomycetaceae
Gene: QCR9
Product: ubiquinol--cytochrome-c reductase subunit 9
Exons: 2
Coding region: 1-213 (70 amino acids)
Biological process (GO): mitochondrial electron transport, ubiquinol to cytochrome c
Source: RefSeq, a predicted model, not a curated record
AUGUCCUUCUCCACACUAUACAGAGUUCUUUUCAAAAGAAAUUCGGUCUUCGUUGGUACCGUUUUAGCAUCUGCAUUUGUUUUCCAAGCUUCGUUUGAUAGUGCUGUCACCAAAUGGUAUGAAACCCACAAUAAGGGUAAAUUGUGGAAGGACGUCAAACUACAGUUACAAGAAGGCGGUGAUGACGAAGAUGAAGAUGAAGAUGACGAAUAA